This is a messenger RNA of Mesocricetus auratus (golden hamster), 1389 nucleotides long. RefSeq names its product immunity-related GTPase family M protein 1. The record is from RefSeq and is a predicted model, not a curated record. Gene Ontology annotation, molecular function: GTPase activity; GTP binding. Gene Ontology annotation, cellular component: endoplasmic reticulum membrane. NCBI's taxonomy places the organism in Eukaryota, Metazoa, Chordata, Mammalia, Rodentia, Cricetidae. Gene Ontology annotation, biological process: defense response; cellular response to interferon-beta.
CAUCUCCUGAACCAUUCUGUUUGUAAAUGAAACGUCUUUGCUAUUCCCCUGGUUGUGGAUCCGGAACCCCGAGGUUGUGAUAUGAAGUCUGUUGGUUCCCAUAACCCGCCAUGUCUAACUCCACAACUCUUCUACCAUUCUACAGGUUGAGCCACUACUCCCCAACAUGGCAGAGACCCCUUUUGCUCCACUGAAUUUGUCCUUCCCCUUUGCCACGUCAUAUCAAACAGGGGGCAGCAUUUUACCUGACGUCAGCAGGACCGUUGAAAGGGCCUUGAGAAAAGGGAAAAUUCUAGAUGUGGUGUAUGGGGUCAAGGAGACCAUGGCAGCAUUGUCCCAUACUCCAGUGAACAUCACUGUGACUAGGGACGCCGGCAAUGGCAUGUCAUCUUUCAUCAAUGCACUUCGAAUGAUUGACCAUGAGGAAGAUGACUCGGCUCCCACUGGGGUGGUGAGGAUCACCCAGACACGGGUGAAAUACUCUUCAUCCCUGUUUCCCAAUGUGGUACUGUGGGACCUGCCUGGCUUGGGGGCUACAGCCCAAACCAUAGAUAACUAUGGAAAAGAGAUGAAAUUCAACAUGUAUGACUUGUUCAUCAUCAUCGCCUCUGAGCAGUUCAGCUCGAAUCAUGUGAAUCUUGCCAAGCUCAUCCAGAGGAUGGGGAAGAGGUUUUAUAUCAUCUGGACCAAGCUGGACAGGGACCUCAGUACAUGUGUCCUUUCAAAGAUCCGGUUUCUACAGAGUAUACAGGAGAAUAUCCAAGAGAAUCUCCAGAAGGAGAGGGUGAACAUACCCCCCAUAUACUUGGUAUCCAAUCUAAACCCUCUACUAUAUGACUUCCCAAAGCUUAGAGACACGUUGCAUAAAGACCUCUCCAACAUCAGGUGCUGUGUGCCCUUAAACACUCUCUCUUACACAUGUGAGAAGAUCAUUGAUGAGAGAGUGGCCUCCUUGAAGGAGAGACUAGAUGGCGGAUGUUCGGAGCAUUCCGUUUGUGUCAGGGACAAUGAUGACAUGGAAGAGUGUGUGAAGGUGUACCGACUAAAGUUUGGUAUAGAUGAUCAAUCGCUUCAGCAGGUAGCCCUGAGCCUGGGGACAGUACUACUAGAGUACAAGGCCAACAUGAAGUCCCAAAACAGGUGCACUCUCGCCAGAGGGGACUGGAGACUGAGACUGAUGACUUGUGCUCUCCGGAGUGCAUUCUCCAUCACUCUUAAAUGUCUCCCAUGCUUACAUCGCUGUGUCCCCUGGUUCAGACGCAUAAAACACAGACGUGUGCUUCACUUAGUUGCCCAGGACACCAAGAUCAUCGUGAAGAAAAUCCUGAAAGACUCCAUCAGUCCCCCUCUAAUCUAGUGUAGGGGGUUGUCUGGCACUCUUCUCACAAG